AUGUCCUUGAGGCGUACCAACUCUCAACGUCUGUCUCGCCAGGGCUUCUCGCCUAUCCCAAACGACAACAUGAACAACGGUGACGCAACUAUCGACAUUCCCUUGCAGGAAGUCCACUCGACUGCUCAGAGGAAUGAUAGCAACACCCCUCUAGCCGGCAAUGGUCUCGGCCUCACAAAGACCUCGUCACGCCAACCUCCUCGCAACAUCGCUGGACGACGAGCCAGGAGGAACAUGGGCGACUCUUCAGUCGGCUACGAUGGAGAAGAAGACACGCUCAAUCGUAUGGGCAGAAUUUACAACAAGAUCCUCAACUUCAGUAUCGUCACUCGCUACUUUGUCUAUGUCUCACCAUUGGCUCUCUGCAUCGCUGUCCCCAUCAUCGUUGGAGCCACAGCUGCUCCCCAUGCAAAGAUUGGCGGCGUCCCAAUCGUCUGGUUCUUUACUUGGAUCGAAAUUGUGUGGUUGAGCUUGUGGGGCUCCAAAAUCGUCUCUCACUUCCUUCCCUUCAUCUUCCAAUUUGUCGCUGGUGUGGUCAGCUCGGGCACUCGCAAAUAUGCUCUCAUCAUCAAGGCCCUCGAAAUUCCUCUGUCUCUGGCAGGCUGGGCCAUCACCUCUCUGGCCACUUUCAUCCCUCUCAUGUUGCGCAAUCCCUACGCUCGCUCCAUCAACCAAGGCGAAGCACACUGGAUGAACAUCGUCAACAAAAUCUUGGCCGCUGCCUUGGUUGGUACCCUCGUGCUAUUGAUCGAAAAGUUCUUCAUCCAGCUCAUCAGUAUCAACUACCACCGCAAGCAAUUCAACGCCCGCAUCAAGGAGUCCAAGCGCAAUGUCUAUCUGUUGGGUCUGCUCUACGACGCUUCCAGAACCCUUUUCCCUGCCUAUGAGGUCUUUGCCGAAGAGGACUACAUGAUCGCCGAUCAGCUCAACCUGUCCAUGUUGGGCGGAAAGAGGAGGGGCAAUCACAAACGCGGCGGUUCCACUACCCCCUUCCGCUUGUUGCAGAACGUCGGAAGAUUCGGUGACCAGGUCACUUCUGCCUUUGGAAAUGUCGCUCAGGAAAUUACUGGAAAACAGGUCUUCAAUCCUAAUAGUGCUCACUCCAUCGUUACUGGUGCUCUUGAGAGAAGACGUACCUCCGAGGCUCUGGCCAGACGCUUGUGGAUGUCUUUUGUCAUCGAGGGCAGGGAAGCCCUGUACGAGGAAGAUCUUGUUGAAGUACUUGGUGAGAGCCGUAAGGAAGAGGCAGAGGAAGCCUUUAUCAUGUUCGACAAGGAUUGCAAUGGUGACAUCUCUCUCGACGAGGCUGUUCAGCAGGUCAUCCAGAUUAGCCGUGACCGCAAGGCUCUUGGAACCAGCAUGCACGAUGUCGACCAAGCCAUCAACGUUCUGGACAGACUACUCAUGGUUAUUGUCUCUAUUAUCAUCAUCUUCACCUUCAUUGCUUUCCUCAACAAGAGCUUCACCACCACCUUGGCUACUGCCGGAACAACUCUCCUCUCUCUAUCAUUCGUCUUCUCCGUUACUGCUCAGGAAGUUUUGGGAUCUUGCAUUUUCUUGUUCGUCAAGCACCCUUACGACAUUGGAGAUCGUGUCGACAUCGGUUCUGAUCAUCUCGCUGUCGAUCACAUUUCCUUGUUGUUCACUGUCUUCCGUCGUAUCAGCGGCCUGGAGGUUGGCAAAAGCGUUCAGAUUCCCAACAAUGUACUCAACGGUCUCUGGAUUGAAAACGUCAGCCGCAGUAAGCUCAUGAAGGAACAGCUCACUCUGGACGUUAGUUUCGAUACAACAUUCGAGGACCUUCAACUUCUCAAGAUGGAGCUUCUCAACUUUGUAACCGACAAGGAAAACAGCCGCGACUUCCUUCCUGAUAUUGACGUUGAAGUCUUGGGAACUUCCGAUAUGUCCAAGUUGCAAUUGAGAGUUGAAGUCAGACAUAAGGGUAACUUUGCCAACGAGACACAACGUGCAGCCAGACGCUCGAAGUUCAUGUGCGCACUAGUCCAGGCUCUGCGCAAGGUGCCUAUCAACGGUCCCGGUGGUGGCGGUGACGCUCUUGGUGGCCCCGCCAACCCAUCAUACUCUGUUUCUGUCUCGGAUGGAUGGGCUGUUGAAGCUCGUGAGGCUUCUGCUGAUGCUAAGGAUAAGGCUAGACUUGUGCCUACAAAAAAGGUCGAGGAAGCCUUGAGCCCUACUCAGACACGUUCAAAGCACUCAGGCACCGGCCCUCUUGGUCUCUCAGCAAAGGAAACAGCCAUCGUAGAUAACCUACACUCUCAAGCACCUGGCCUGGACACCACACGCGAAGAACCUUGGAUGGAAAACGGCAGCAGCACAUUAGACGAACGCUCGAACUCCGACCGUGCCCAGGACAUUGAAGAUGUCAGAGGCAUGCUGCGUAGAGAAACCACAAAAGGAAAACGCCGCCCUUCAGACCGCCCUUCUCAGCAGUCCAAUAUCCCAGCAAUUAAUGAACCCAUGCCUCCUAUGGCAUACACCGGCUAUGCUCAAACAGCAGAAGCAAGUCUUGACGUCGACGACUAUGAGCAAUACCGCACACAAGCACAAGGUACUCAGGGCUUGAACCUCAGCAUCCCCAACUCUGGACCUGCACUACCUACCAGCCCAUCAGCGUACGUGCAAGGAACAAAUUACGUGGACGCAACCAGAACGACAUCUGGCCGCCAACAAUCUGGUCAGAAUGUUGAGAUGAGUCAAAUGGGCCGAAGUCCCAGUAACCCUUAUCGCCAGCCGUCUACAAGGCAGGCCUCGCACCCUUAUGACAGUGACUAA
Aureobasidium melanogenum CBS 110374 is the source of this 2793-nucleotide messenger RNA. RefSeq lists its product as uncharacterized. Gene Ontology annotation, biological process: calcium ion transmembrane transport; intracellular calcium ion homeostasis. NCBI's taxonomy places the organism in Eukaryota, Fungi, Ascomycota, Dothideomycetes, Dothideales, Saccotheciaceae. The transcript has 2 exons. Gene Ontology annotation, cellular component: membrane. Bases 1 to 2793 code for a protein of 930 amino acids. The record is from RefSeq and is a predicted model, not a curated record. Gene Ontology annotation, molecular function: calcium channel activity; calcium ion binding.